AGCAGAACCAGAAUUAUAAUCAAAUGGCUUGCAACUAUUGCAAGGAAGUUGGCCAUUUCAAGAAUCAAUGUCCUAAGCUGCGAAGAUUUAAUUACAACAACUCUGGUUGGAGAGGAGGCAAUAAUACUGGAGGACGUGGAGGACGUGGUGGUGGUCAAAGAGGCAAAGCGGCAGUCCAAUUGGUGCCAGAACCUGACUUCUACGGCAUUGCAGGGCAAGAUCCCUCACAGGGUAAUGUUUCCUUGACUAAGGGAACUCGAGAAUCUGUGCACCAGGGUGAUCAUGGGCAAGGGAGACCUGAGGGGGAGACUGUUUCACUUGGAUUGCAUGUACGCAGAGCCAACACAAGCACCGGAACAGCCUUUAGCCCUGACAUUGAAUUCUGACAGAUUAAGUGAGCUUUGGUUGUGGCAUAGGCGUUUGGGUCAUCCAUCUUUUGGAGUUAUGAAGAAGUCCAUGCCUUCAUUGUUUCUGGGAGUUAGUGAGUCUAGCCUGCAUUGUGAAACUUGUGCUUUGGCUAAGAGUCAUAGGUCUAGUUAUCCUUCGAGUUUUCAUUCUAGUACUAUGCCUUUUGAGUUAAUUCAUUCAGAUGUAUGGGGUCCUUCUAAACAUUCUACCCUUUCUGGAAUGCGAUAUUUUGUGUUAUUCAUUGAUGACUUUACUCGAUUAUCCUGGGUGGUUUUACUUAAGUCCAAAGAUUCUGUUUUCUCUGCUUUUACAGCAUUCCAUAAGCUUGUUCGUACUCAAUAUGAUGCUCAUGUUAAGGUCUUUCGUUCCGAUAAUGGGGGUGAGUUUGUCAAUCAUUCUUUUCAUGAAUAUUUCCAACACCAUGGCAUCAUACAUCAAACUUCAUGCCCACAGACACCUGAGCAAAAUGGGGUGUCUGAACGGAAAAAUCGUCAUCUUCUGGACAUGGCUCGGUCUCUUCUACUUAGUGCUAACAUGCCUAAGUAUCUUUGGGGAGAGGCCGUAUUGUGUGCUUCGCAUCUA
Rosa rugosa (rugosa rose) is the source of this 990-nucleotide messenger RNA. RefSeq lists its product as uncharacterized. NCBI's taxonomy places the organism in Eukaryota, Viridiplantae, Streptophyta, Magnoliopsida, Rosales, Rosaceae. Gene Ontology annotation, molecular function: nucleic acid binding; zinc ion binding. The transcript is spliced from 2 exons. The record is from RefSeq and is a predicted model, not a curated record. The coding region runs from base 24 to 386 and encodes 120 amino acids.